Molecule: messenger RNA, 366 nt
Organism: Trifolium pratense (red clover)
Lineage: Eukaryota; Viridiplantae; Streptophyta; Magnoliopsida; Fabales; Fabaceae
Exons: 1
Coding region: 1-366 (121 amino acids)
Source: RefSeq, a predicted model, not a curated record
AUGGCAGCAGUGCAGGAACUUAUGUUAUUGUUGCAGCAGAUUAGACCGUGUGUUGACAGCUUAGAUAGGCGUAAAUGGAGCUCAGGCACAGCAGGUUUGUUCACAGUUAAAUCAGCGUAUAUUUGCCUGCAGAACAAGUACGGGAUGGCCGAAAUUGAAUUAGCAAAAGUGCAAGCACUGCAGCAACUGUGGCUGAACAAUGUACCGCCGAAGGUCAACAUAUUCGGAUGGAGGUUAUUGCUCGAAAAACUACCAACUCGGGAAGCUCUAUACCGUAAAGGAAUUAUUACUAGUAAUCAUGAAAGGUGUUGUGUGUUUUGUUUCAAGGAGAAAGAAGAUGUACAACAUGCUUUUUUUCAAUUGUAG